Musca domestica (house fly) is the source of this 1177-nucleotide messenger RNA. RefSeq lists its product as uncharacterized. Lineage: Eukaryota; Metazoa; Arthropoda; Insecta; Diptera; Muscidae. The coding region runs from base 186 to 584 and encodes 132 amino acids. The transcript has 2 exons. Gene Ontology annotation, cellular component: nucleus. The record is from RefSeq and is a predicted model, not a curated record.
AUCGAUAUCUAUAGUUACAUCGAUUUUUUGUCCGCUCUAGAUUGCAAAAAUUUUUGCAUUUAUUUGGCGCGGUCGUUUUUUAAGGCGUAAGUUGUGAAGCCAGGAAAGGCCAGUGAAGGAAAAAAAUUAAAUAAAAUCGAAAACUAUUAAACAAUUAAAUUACAACCAAAAAGAAAAUUCCAACAAUGACAUCAACACAAACAUCCGUCACCAUGACCUCAAAUUCCCGUCCUUCCAGUCGUGUUCUAAAGCCACCAGGCGGUGGUCAUUCCAACAUCUUUGCCGAGCCCGAUGUCAGCGUGAAUGCUCCACGACCCAAGUACAAUCAACAGAACUCUUCCAAUUUAAAUGCCUGCAUGGGCUCCACUGAUCCCAAUGUUGUUGUGGAGAAAUUACGUGAAGAGGUGCAGCAUAAAAAGGAGACUGCCAGUGUUGAUGGGGAUUCUGUCAAAGGCGAGCAAACGAAUUCAGCCAAACAAGCAACUGCCAAUGGUAAUGGUGCUGCUGCUGCCGAUGCUGGUGGUGCCGCCCCGGCCCGGGGACGUGUUCCACCCGGUGGCUUUUCCUCGGGAAGUUUCUGGUAAAGCGUUUAACAACAACUGCAAAAAUACAAAAACAAAAACUAACCAUGACCUAAACGCUUUCAACUUUAAAACCCCAACAACAGAAAAUAUGGAAAUAAGCCAAAAGCAUUUAUAACUCAAUCUUUUACUGUGUGUAUGUACAUUAUUAUCAUUAUUAUUAUAUUCUUGAAAAAUUUAUAUUCAAAUACUGCCUAUUUAUUAUUGUUUGUUGUCUCCUCGCCAACCGGGGAGGUAAAACCUAAUUACAAGAUAUUUGAAAACCUUAAUUAAUUUUUGCGCUACGAAUUUCCAUUAGUUUUAAGUGACUUUCUUUGUCUGAAGCUUUCUCCGUAACUCAUUGUUGUUUUUUUUCUAUUCUUUGUUCCAAAAAUUUUUUGUGUGUUCCAUUUUUUUGUAACGAAAACAAGUAUUAUGAUUCUAGGUUCUUAACCGUUUUUCGUUUUCUUUUUCAAUCCUCUGUUUUACAUUUAUAUUACCUACUUAUUGUUCUGAAUGUCCCUCCAUUGUGCAUUUUAUGUGUAACUUUAUAUUAAAGACCACUUUUUAACUACAUUAUAAUAUGAAAUGAAAUAAAAAAGAAAACUUUUUUGGUA